Molecule: messenger RNA, 1676 nt
Organism: Ipomoea triloba (trilobed morning glory)
Lineage: Eukaryota; Viridiplantae; Streptophyta; Magnoliopsida; Solanales; Convolvulaceae
Product: probable pectinesterase/pectinesterase inhibitor 54
Exons: 3
Coding region: 47-1624 (525 amino acids)
Biological process (GO): cell wall modification
Molecular function (GO): pectinesterase activity; pectinesterase inhibitor activity
Source: RefSeq, a predicted model, not a curated record
CGUGCUUUUAAUUUGUGUUUAUAGUUACGUUGGUUCACUUACAUAUAUGGGGGGAAAGAGUGAUUUGGUUACUCCCACUUGGGUAAUAAUGCUUGUUUUGUUUUUUGGCUCCACCAUCGCCGCCGCUGUUUCGCAGGUUGCCGCCCAAGAUCGGAUACGUAUCCAAUGUGGGUAUACUAGAUUUCCCAGGUUGUGUGUCCAGACGUUGUCCGGUUUGGUCUCCGCCGGCGACCACCACGACAAACGUGUUGAUUUUGCGGCUCUGCUUCUCAACAACACGAUAGCUCACGCCGAUCUCCAUAUUGCCCACUUUGACCAACUCAGCUCCCAUUUCGUUUCUUCACAUACGCCACAACCUAGACUACAGGCAAUAGGUUAUUGUGAGGAGUUGAUGGGAAUGUCUAGGCAGCGGCUGAAUCAAGCGCUGGUGGCGAUGAAAGAAUCUCCGGUGAAGAACAGACAGGACGACAUCCAAACGUUGCUGAGCGCCGCCGUGACGUUCCAACAAGCUUGCAAAGACUCGGCUGAUCAAUAUGCGUUUUCCGACGAAUUCUUUGCUGGGAUUUCCCGUAGCAUGGACUACCAGUCGCAACUAGCCAGCAACGCAUUGGCACUCGUCAACAGAAAUACCGAAAUUCCCGGCACCGCCGGACGUCAACUUUCGGAGGAGGAUCGUGAGCUGAGACUGCUCCAGACGACGACAAAAGCAAACGUUGUGGUGGCGAAAGACGGGACGGGGAACUUCAGAACGGUGGCGGAGGCCAUCCGGGCUGCAAGUGGGCGGCAACGGUUCGUGAUAUAUGUGAAGUCAGGAGUUUACAAGGAGAAAAUUCGGUGCAGUAAAGAUGGAAUCACGUUGAUCGGAGAUGGGAAAUAUUCUACCAUCAUUACCUGGGACGAUAGCGUCGGUGGUGGCUCUUCUCUCAGCGGCUCUGCGACUUUCGCAAUCACCGGAGAUGGGUUUAUUGCGAAAGAUAUUGGAUUCCAGAACACGGCGGGGCCGGGAGCGCAACAAGCCGUGGCUUUAAUGGUAGCUUCCGACCACUCCGUUUUCUACCGGUGCAGCAUUUCCGGUUACCAAGACACGCUCUACGCGCUCUCCCUCCGCCAGUUCUACCGGGAGUGCGACAUCUCCGGCACCGUGGAUUUCAUCUUCGGGAACGCCGCCGCAGUUUUCCAGGCCUGCAAUCUGCUGCUCCGCCGUCCCCGCUCCUACAACGUUAUCCUGGCCAACGGGAGGACUGAUCCGGGCCAAAACACCGGGUUCUCGGUUCAGAACUGUAAGAUCACGGCGGGGCCGGAUUUCUCUCCGGCGAAGAAUUCGUAUCUGGGCCGGCCCUGGAAACCGUACUCGAGAGCGGUGGUGAUGGAAUCGGAAAUCGACGGCGCGAUAUCGGCGAGAGGGUGGAUUGAGUGGCCCGGAACGUCGUCGUCCUCCCUCAGGGAGCUUUUUUUUGGGGAAUACGCGAACGUCGGGGCUAGAGGCGGGUUGGGUGGGAGAGUCGGGUGGCCCGGUUUUCAUGCCAUGGGGAAAGAAGAGGCCGAGAAAUUCACGGUGGUGAAGUUCCUCGACGGCAAUUCGUGGCUGCCUUCCACCGGAAUCAAUUUCGUCCCCGGGCUGUAAUAACUCAAUUCUACGGCGGAAUUCAUUUAAUUAUGAAUGCGAUUAGAUUAAU